Messenger RNA from Drosophila elegans, 432 nucleotides. Its product is annotated as stress-associated endoplasmic reticulum protein 2. Gene Ontology annotation, cellular component: endoplasmic reticulum. The transcript has 3 exons. The record is from RefSeq and is a predicted model, not a curated record. Gene Ontology annotation, biological process: endoplasmic reticulum unfolded protein response. Lineage: Eukaryota; Metazoa; Arthropoda; Insecta; Diptera; Drosophilidae. The coding region runs from base 122 to 316 and encodes 64 amino acids.
AUCGAUAAAAAUAAACGAGGGCUACAAAAGCAGUAUACGUGUCGUGUCGUCGCUUUCUCAUUCGUUUUGUUAUUUUUGGGCUGAAAGUACGUCGUUGUGCUUUACAUAAAACAUAAAAAAUAUGGCUCCACCACAGAGAAUGCGCGUCGCCAACGAGAAGGCCAGCAAAUAUGUGACAAUGCGUGGCAAUGUACCCAAAUCCUCGAAAACGAAAGAAGGCCAAUAUCCCGUGGGACCCUGGCUCCUGGCACUUUUCAUCUUUGUGGUCUGCGGCUCUGCCAUUUUCCAGAUCAUUCAGUCGAUACGUGCCGCGUAAGGAAAAGCUACUCCCGUAUAUAACAACACCCACAAAAGAGCAGCCGCGCAUCUGGAGGAAGAUAAUAGACCUUUCCGGAACCACCUCCACUUGCUACUUCUAUAACCUUUCCUAGC